Sycon ciliatum is the source of this 435-nucleotide messenger RNA. RefSeq names its product CDGSH iron-sulfur domain-containing protein 2-like. Lineage: Eukaryota; Metazoa; Porifera; Calcarea; Leucosolenida; Sycettidae. The record is from RefSeq and is a predicted model, not a curated record. The coding region runs from base 1 to 435 and encodes 144 amino acids. Gene Ontology annotation, cellular component: intracellular membrane-bounded organelle; mitochondrial outer membrane. The transcript has a single exon. Gene Ontology annotation, molecular function: 2 iron, 2 sulfur cluster binding. Gene Ontology annotation, biological process: regulation of autophagy.
AUGGAAGCGGUGAAGUUUUUCUUUCAGACUCAGCUGCCGGCAUACCUGAAGGCGUUGCCCAUUCCUUCCACAGUUGCUGGCUUUGCUGACCUGUCUGGCAACGAGUGGAUUCAGUUGCUGCCUGUCAUUGGUUUCUGCGUUCUGCUGGUGUACCUCUUCCUUGCCAAUCUCCUGGAGAUCGGAAGAGGUGGGGCAAGAGAAGAAUCCGAUAAGCCCGUUCCAGCAGUGAACCUGUCAAUUGACAAGGAGAAGGACAAAGUUGCAACUUCUGUAGAUAUCGAAGAUCUUGAUGACAAAACAGUGUAUUGCAGGUGCUGGCGCUCCAAGAAAUUCCCCCUCUGCGACGGCUCGCAUAACACACACAACAAGGAGACCGGAGAUAAUGUGGGUCCGCUGAUCGUCAAGCGCAAGCAGCCCAAGGACAAAUCGCAAUAG